AUGGCGUCUGCUAAUCUGCAAGCUGAGCUGGAAUGUUCAAUUUGUUUGAACAUUUACACCGAUCCUGUAACGCUGAGAUGUGCACACAACUUCUGCCGGGGCUGUAUUGAUCGAGUACUGGAUACCCAGGAGAGGUCUGGAAGUUAUUCCUGUCCUGAAUGCAGAGAGAAGUUCCAGGAUUGGCCUGCACUGCAGAAGAACAUUAAACUGCGAAACAUAGUGGAGAAUUUCCUGUCUGCUCAGCCAGAUCCUAAGGAGUCCAAGGUCUUCUGUACUUACUGUGUGGAUUCUCCCAUAACUGCUGUUAAAUCCUGUCUGCUGUGUGAAGCUUCUCUGUGUGAUAAACACCUGAGCGUCCACAGCAAGUCACCAGAACACGUCCUAUGUGACCCCACCACCACCCUGAGGAACAGGAAAUGCUCCGUCCAUAAUGAACUCUUUAAAUAUUAUUGUACUGAGGACUCUGCCUGUAUCUGUGUGUCCUGCUGUCUGAUUGGGGAACACAAAGGACAUCAGAUGGAGUCCCUGGAUGAGGCCUCUGAGAAAAGAAAGGAGGCACUGAAGAAUGUUCUAAGUAUACUAACAACAGCGAGAGAGUCGAAGGAGGAAAGAGUCCGGAGUCUGUGGAAACACUCAAGGAAGGUACAAGAACAAGCAGCUGGUGAAACCAAGAGAGCCACUGCCCUGUUUAAAGAACUCAGGAAACGGCUGGAAGACCUGGAGAAGCGAGUCCUGAGAAAAAUCUCUGGGCAGGCAGAAAAAAUCUGUCACUCAACCAAUGAUUUCAUCCAACAACUGGAAAUAGAGAAGGAUGAGCUGUCGAGGAAGAUGCGUCACAUUGAGGAGCUGUGUAACACGACGGAUCCACUGACCGUCCUACAGGAAUCAGACACAGGUGACAGGAAAGUAGCUUCCCGGACAGAGAAUAGCCAGAACCAUCCACAAUCACCAGAGAGGUUUCAGGACCGUGCUCAGGUGAUGAGCAAGCAGAGCUUCUCCUCAGGGCGACAUUACUGGGAUGUGGAUGUCAAGGGAUCACGUAGAUCGAGAGUUGGGUUGUGUUACCCCAGUAUAGAUAGGAGAGGGGAGCUGUCACGGAUUGGAAGCAAUAAAAAGUCCUGGGGAAUGGCAGUGGAAUAUGAUUUUUUUUCUCAAUUGGCAAGGAGCCUUUUCACGCAUCAUAACAAGCGUCAUGGUAACACUUCAGUGAUACAUGACAAUAAAGAGAUCUCAUUACCUGCCAAGAUCUCAGGUGGCAAGAUCAGGAUAUAUCUGGAUUAUGAGGCUGGGCAGAUCUCUUUCUAUGAUCUGUGUUCCUCAAUUCGACACAUCCACACCUUCACUGCCACCUUCACUGAGCCUCUCCAUGCUGCAUUAUGGGUAGAUUACGGCUGUUUAAAAAUAUCUGGGGGGAAGGAGGAUCAUAAGAUGUGA
This is a messenger RNA of Rana temporaria (common frog), 1434 nucleotides long. RefSeq names its product E3 ubiquitin/ISG15 ligase TRIM25-like. The coding region runs from base 1 to 1434 and encodes 477 amino acids. The transcript has 2 exons. The record is from RefSeq and is a predicted model, not a curated record. Gene Ontology annotation, molecular function: protein binding; zinc ion binding. Lineage: Eukaryota; Metazoa; Chordata; Amphibia; Anura; Ranidae.